Molecule: messenger RNA, 575 nt
Organism: Thermothielavioides terrestris NRRL 8126
Lineage: Eukaryota; Fungi; Ascomycota; Sordariomycetes; Sordariales; Chaetomiaceae
Exons: 8
Coding region: 119-469 (116 amino acids)
Biological process (GO): spliceosomal snRNP assembly; RNA splicing
Cellular component (GO): U5 snRNP; catalytic step 2 spliceosome; U1 snRNP
Molecular function (GO): RNA binding
Source: RefSeq, a predicted model, not a curated record
GCCUGCUCAUCAAGGUUCGAACAUCAACAUUCCCAAAAGAAAGAAGUCGCCUGCACUUCCACCCACCGAUUCUCCAUCAACCCCGUGAACCUCCCGUACUCAGAACCUCCAAACGACAAUGUCAGACAUCAACAUCCAGGCGCUGCUCCAGAAGCCGCGCAGUGAGUGCACGGAGUAUGAGAUUGCCCAGCUGGAGAGCUGGGAGAUGAGCAACGGCCCGCUGUCGCUGCUGCAGACGGCUGUGCGGAGCCACUCGCAGGUGCUCAUCAGCAUCCGGUCGAAUCGCAAGCUGCUGGCGCGAGUCAAGGCUUUUGAUCGUCACUGCAACAUGAUCCUAGAGAACGUGAAGGAGAUGUGGACGGAGACUCCGGUGCAUAAUGGGAAGAAGGGCCGGCCGGUGAACAAGGACCGGUUCAUCAGCAAGAUGUUCCUUCGUGGUGAUAGCGUCAUCAUCGUCUUGCUGAGCUGAGCUGAUGUUGUUCUUUGGGGCUUGAUGGAGACCUGGCGGUCCUACACAACACCUCCGCAUUUACUCACUUCCUGACUUAGCCUUGCCGCCAACGGAGUGGGUAGCU